Messenger RNA from Hyposmocoma kahamanoa, 515 nucleotides. RefSeq lists its product as uncharacterized. Gene Ontology annotation, cellular component: membrane. Gene Ontology annotation, molecular function: sodium channel activity. Gene Ontology annotation, biological process: sodium ion transport. The record is from RefSeq and is a predicted model, not a curated record. The transcript has 4 exons. NCBI's taxonomy places the organism in Eukaryota, Metazoa, Arthropoda, Insecta, Lepidoptera, Cosmopterigidae. Bases 105 to 515 code for a protein of 136 amino acids.
UCAAAUCCGUAGAAUGCUAUCAGAAAAUCAGUGAAUGCAGACAUAAUGCGCCCUUCAAGAAUCUUUGUCGUUAACAGUGUCAAUACGUGAUAGGAAACAGUGAAAUGAAGAGUGCUAUCGGCCGAUGCCUGCAGCAUUUCUUGAAGAAUACUACGUUGCAUGGUUUCAAAUAUAUAAUCUCCCCAUAUUAUAUAGAUCGCAUAGUUUGGAUCAUGUGGUGCAUCGUAAGCGCAAGCUGCGCAGGCGCACUGUUCGCAGUUUUGUGGGCGCGUUUUCUUCAAGUGCCGGCUCUGCUUACCCUCCAAGCUCAGGAUCUAGUUCAACCAAUGCCCUUGGUUGGCAUCUGCUUGACUCCUCAUACUACCGCUAAUGUUAUCGCCCAAAGUCUAACCGCCAAUACUUCAGCAUUGUGGUUAACAAACAAUACAGACCUAGUCGCAUUUAUAAUACAAAAAUUACUAGAAAAAAAAAUUACAUCAAAAGGAAAUUUGCUUAUAUUAGAAAAUUUGCAAUAA